Messenger RNA from Cryptotermes secundus, 435 nucleotides. Its product is annotated as oocyte zinc finger protein XlCOF10-like. Gene Ontology annotation, molecular function: RNA polymerase II cis-regulatory region sequence-specific DNA binding; DNA-binding transcription factor activity, RNA polymerase II-specific. Gene Ontology annotation, biological process: regulation of transcription by RNA polymerase II. Gene Ontology annotation, cellular component: chromatin. The coding region runs from base 1 to 276 and encodes 91 amino acids. NCBI's taxonomy places the organism in Eukaryota, Metazoa, Arthropoda, Insecta, Blattodea, Kalotermitidae. The record is from RefSeq and is a predicted model, not a curated record. The transcript is spliced from 2 exons.
AUGGCAUUCAGAAGGAAAAGAGACCUGACGAUUCAUAAGAAAGCACACACUGGAGAGGAGCCAUUUGAAUGUAGCAUUUGUAAGAAGUGCUUCUCCCGCAGAGAAGUUUUCAAGAGACAUCUGAAAAUUCACACUCGAAAGGGGACGCACUCAGGCACCACGGACGUACUUGCCACACAGGAGGGCGAAUCAAGUGCGAACCAAGACAGGGAGGAAGGAGCAGAGAGCAGAGAGACAACGCAGCAAAUGUGUAUGUUUGGGCGGAGAGUGUACUGAGACAAUUACAUUUGUAUAGCAGUGGCCGUGGAGAGUCUAUAAACGGAUGCAUGAAGGUAGUAAUACAGUUCUCGACACAGGGUAUCCACCAGAUAUGUAUCUGUCCCUAGACACUGUUCAAGUGCCGUCUGUGGUUUCCUGACGUAGAAUAACAGAGAA